Colletotrichum lupini is the source of this 1809-nucleotide messenger RNA. RefSeq lists its product as uncharacterized. Bases 1 to 1809 code for a protein of 602 amino acids. NCBI's taxonomy places the organism in Eukaryota, Fungi, Ascomycota, Sordariomycetes, Glomerellales, Glomerellaceae. The record is from RefSeq and is a predicted model, not a curated record. The transcript is spliced from 10 exons. Gene Ontology annotation, molecular function: ATP binding; ATP-dependent protein folding chaperone.
AUGCGACCCGCGUACAAUAUCCAAGUGCAGAGGAGGGUAUCAAAUGGUGAGGAAGAUGAUGACUUACUUGUCAUUGGAAUUGACUUUGGGACGACUUACUCUGGGGUAGCUUGGGCUACGACUGAAGAAUUCGAAAACGACCACAUCAACAUCAUCACCACCUGGCCUGGUAAGGGUCCUGAAGAAGGCAAAGCCCCAACAGAGCUUUACUACGAAGACGAAACGAUGAUGUGGGGAUAUGAUAUACCUGAUGAUGCAGACCCAAUCCGCUGGUUCAAACUACUCCUCCUCAAAGACGAAGAUCUUGGCCCUGAACUUUGCGCAUCUGAAUUCAUCUUGCGAGGCAAGAGAAUGUUGAGAGACUCUGGGAAGACUGCCAUUGCGCUUGUGGCGGAUUUUCUGCGGGCACUCUUCAAUCACACGAUGUAUACCAUUACUAAGGCGAGAGGGAAAGAAGUCGUCGACGCCAUGAGACUGCACAUAGUCAUCACAGUACCUGCCAUCUGGAAGGGUUAUGCGAGGCAGGCAAUGGAGACAGCCGCGGAGCAGGCAGGAAUUCUCUAUUCACGGGCGGCAGGAGAAACUAAAUUGACUCUGGCACCUGAGCCCGAAGCCGCGGCUCUGUCAACUUUGAGCGAGCCAGGCCGAAAGGUGAGCAAGAACGAUGUGUACAUCAUUUGCGAUGCUGGUGGUGGUACAGUGGAUCUCAUCAGCUACCAAAUCGAUCAGACCAAACCCAUAUCGAUGCAAGAAGCAGUGGAAGGAACAGGUAGCCUUUGUGGUGGUAUCUUCAUUGACGAAGCCUUUGAGAGAGCAUGCAAAGCUCGCUUGGGCUCAAGAUGGAACCAUCUGAGUGACACUGGGAAGAAGAGAAUCAUGAAAAAUGAGUGGGAGGCACUCAUCAAACCAACUUUCGUACCCAAUCUUACCCAUCGAGAAUACAUUGUUGAAAUACCAGCCGAAGCUUUCAGCGAGUCCAAUCUCAACGACUUCUGCAAGGAGCCAAUCAUCAAGAAUGGAAGGAUUCAUUUCAAGGAAGCCUUCAUAGACUCUUUUGAAGGGAUUGAUGAGCUGGUUGCGAGGCAGAUCAGAAUGGCGACGAGGUCUGGCUUGACAAUUACCGGAAUCAUUCUUGUCGGAGGAUUAGGCGCCAGUCCAUACCUGUAUGACCAUCUCAAGGAGCAGCAUGGGAUGAAAGUCCUGCAGUCGGGGGGUAUACAGCCAAGAACCGCAAUCUGCAGAGGCGCAGUCCAUAAGGGAUUUCUUGAUGGCUACCGAGCUGAAUAUCAAACCCUUAUUAAACGUCCUGAUUACAGAACUAAGGUGCCUACUAUCCAGGUGACCUCGACAGUAUCAAGAUCAAGCUACGGAGUUACUUACCGAGCGGAGUUUGAUCGGGAGAAGCACCUUCAAGAAGACAAAGAGUACGAUGUCUACUUGGGGGUCUGGAGAGCCAAGAAUCAAAUGCACUGGUACCUGAGAAAAGGCGAAAUUGUUUCUCAGAAGGUACCAGUACGAUUCACCUAUUAUGAGAUUUAUAAAGAAGACGUCGGAGGUCAUUUUUCUGUUGGCAUCUGCGAAUGCGAUGCGGCGGAAGUGCCAGAUCGGCGCACAUUUCAGGUCAAUGACUUUUGCUACAUUGAUUGCAAGCUCGACGCUCCGUUUUCCAGUUUGCCUGACAUCAUGACUAUUGAUGGUACGAUGGCUAAGAAGAUGACUUAUGUGGUAGAGAUGAUACCAUCGGGGGCAUCUGUGGAGUUUACUGUCUAUAUCGAUGAUAUUUCUCAGUUCCAGAAGCUUCGCAUGUAA